Rattus norvegicus (Norway rat) is the source of this 3404-nucleotide messenger RNA. The record is from RefSeq and is a predicted model, not a curated record. Lineage: Eukaryota; Metazoa; Chordata; Mammalia; Rodentia; Muridae.
CAUGUUGUCUCUGUAAGGCCUAGCUUAAGCUGAUCUAAUACUUUAUCCUUUCCAAGAUACAUGUUAUUUAGACAUCCACAGCAUUUUAUUAGAAAUCAACAUUCCUGUGACAAGUUUGCAGGAUAUUAUACUUUUGAGUGAUAACAUCUCUCAAAAUUUAAGUUUGAACUGCAACUCUUUCUGGGAACAGGAAAUCAGUAUAAUUUUAGACUACUCUGCACUAUUAUGCAUAUUGACAUAAAUCAACAGUUCUCUGAAGUUCUCAUGUUUAAUGAUUUUGGAGCCUCUUGAUCUAGCUCUGUGCACUCACAUUUAUCAUCAAAGAGAAAUUUUCAACUAGACCAAAAGAAAACAUAAAGUAAAAUGUAUUAACCCUCUUUAAGGGCAACUGUUCCUAACAGCUUGUCAUACACACCAGCUGUAGCAAACCUUGCACUCACAAGUAUCAAACAGAAAAUUGUUGAAGAUAAUAUCAGUUUAUAUUAUCCAGUUAAAGUGACAAUUUUAUGGAAACUACUAUAGCUUACCUAGCCUGUAACUAGAUUUGAAGAUGAGUAUAUUUGAAGAGGUUUCUGACUCAGAAACAGUUCAAAUUGUGAGCUCUGUAUUUGUUACUGAGAAUUCAGACAAGAACCUCAUGCCUUGCCAGCAGAAUGAAGCUGAUGAAAUGGAAAAUUCUAUUGAACCUCUGAAUAAGAGGCCUUGUUUGUCCUCUGAAGUUGAUUCUACUCCUUGCAUGUCAGCUUUUUCAUUCCCAUUACCAGAAAUGGAACAAAGCUUUGGUUUGGUCACAACCACAGCCACAAAGAUAGCUGAUGAAGAGUUUACUAAGGAAAAUAGGAUGCAACUUCAGGUUUUACAAGAUGACAAACCAGAUAAAGUUUCUCCCUUAUUGAUGAAGGAAGAGUCAAUAGUUAGCCAAGUAUGGGUCACAGGUAAGGACGCUAAGGAUGCUCUAACUAAUCAAGGACAUAAAUGGAGGCAGGGAAUGUGGUCCAAGGAAGAAACAGAUAUUCUGAUGAGCAACAUCGAAAAGUAUAUGAAUGAACGUGGAGUCAAGAAUCCUGCAGAAAUCAUUUUUAAGAUGUCAAAAGGUAAAAGAAAAGAUUUCUACAGGUCUAUAUCAUUUGGUCUGAAUCGACCAUUGUUUUCAGUGUAUAGAAGGGUGGUCCGAAUGUAUGAUGACAGAAACCAUGUGGGAAAGUACAGCCCUGAGGAAAUAGAGAAGCUCAACGUACUCUGGCAGAAGCAUGGCAAUGACUGGAUAACAAUAGGGGCUGCCAUGGGAAGAAGUCCAUCUUCAGUCAGAGACCGGUGUCGACUGAUGAAGGAUACUUUCAAUGCAGGAAAAUGGACCAAAGAAGAAGAACAGAUACUUGGAGAUGCGGUUCAUGAGUUGACAGGCACUGAGGUGGAUAAGAAAGUCACUCAGGGUGUGUGUUGGGCAACAGUGGCUCAACGAGUGGGUACUCGCUCAGCAAAGCAGUGUCGUGCUAAAUGGCUCAACUACCUGAACUGGAAACAGACUGGAGGUGUUGAGUGGACAAGGAAAGAUGAAGUCAAUCUCAUUCACAGGCUAGAAAAGCUUGAUGUAGCUGAUGAAAGUGAAAUUCGCUGGGAUGAAUUAGCUAAUGGAUGGGAAAGUGUUCGUUCACCACAAUGGCUGCGAAGUAAAUGGUGGAACAUCAAAAGACAAAUUACAAAUCACAAGGAUUUUGCAUUCUCAGUCCUAGUAAAAUGUCUCCAACAAGUAUAUGAAAGUCAGAAUGCCAGCUUCAUGUUUUGGGAGAAUAAAUCAGGAUCGGAAGAAUCAGACAGUAACCCUGAUAUCAGUGCGCAACAAGUCCCCUUUGGAGUCACAGGUAUAGAAGAUAACAAAUCCAUCUGUCCAGCACCUGUGACAGGAUUGCAAAUUACACUGCAGCUGGUCCCCAGGUCCUCAACUGAAUCACCUGCUGGUGGUGUUGACUCUUAAAUCUAUAAACCUGCCUACCCAACCACAGUAGAUUUUGAGAUUCUUCCUUUUUCCAUUUUUGUUCCAUUCCCUAACCUUGCACCUAUUUCCUUCAAACAAAUUCAACUCAUGGCCUUCCCUUAACUCUGACCAAUGGUUCCACAGUAAGCCUGGCAGCUGUUGCACCUGAUUCUCCUAGCCCAUCACAUUUCAUCCUUUGUCCCCAAAGCAUCCUGUUGAAUAUUCCAGUCAAUUACAUGUGACUUGUGGUUUUCCAAAUAUCAUCACUGAACUUUUGCUGAAACAACAUUGAAUUUUCCACAUCACCAGCAGAAUUGGCACUCAAAGAUGACAUCUUGCUUUUUAUCAUUUUUAUGGAUUUCAAUGUAUUCGAAGCAUAAAAUUUGCCUGACAAAUUUUUAGCUAAGAUGGCUCUUCUACUUUAAAUUAAUGAUGCUCCUAUUUAUAAAUUCAGAUACCCAAACAGCAGAGAAUUAAUAAUCCUUGUUAUGAGUACAGCCAAAGAAGAAUUUCCCAACACCAAUCAUAAGAAGAAGAAAUUCACUUAGAUUUAUUGAAUUCUUGUGUCUCUGACGAUUUAAUCAGUCAUCAUAGUAGAGCAAGUGCACUAAACAAGUGAUGGCAAAACCAUACUUGUUAUCUUUCACUCCUGGGCUUGAUCAAGGCAGGGGAUUUUACAGGCAUUGAAUCAGUGUUGCCUGUCAGAACACUAACAAGUCUCAUUGAGUCACCAAAGCUUAAGUGUGGUAAUAUCCAUCACUAUACAUCAGACACACUCCUUGAUCAGGUCUCUGUGAGGGCUGAUUCCAUUUCAGCAAGUCCUCCCAUUGUAGUGCAAUGCUCUCUUAUUUCAAACACAGAUACUUUGGAGGUGAUUGUGUGGUAGUUACUCUUGGUUAGUUCAUUGCUGGGAGCAGGAAACCAAUUUCGGGAGAGAAAAUAAGGAACUAAGUCAAGAAAAGUCACUAUUGUUUUAAUGUUUUUAAAAGGAACAAGAGUUUCCAACUAAACCCACUAUCAGCUAAGAAGUGUCCUCCCACAGGUUACAAUUAUCACAUUGAACUGAAAGUAAAUGGAAAAUGUACUCCCUGUACCUGAUAACUCAGACAUUUUAAUAGAUGUUGUACUAUAUCAAAUACACAGAACUCUGAGAAAGAACUUGUAUUGUACCCUCCCCAGGCAAUGUACUGCCCAAGUAGCAAUUUUAGAGACAAAGUUUACAUUUGUAUCUAAAGAAACAAAAAUAUUUAUCACUAAUAUUUAUUGACACAAUUGCUAUAAAAUUCCACCAAAUGUGAUUGUGAACAAUAAUUACAUCAUAAAUAUUUCAUUUUAUAGAACACAAAAUGAUAUAAAAUGUUGAUUGGAUUGUGAACAAUAUGGGUGUGUUUAAGAAUAAAACAGCUGACUUACAAUAUAACAGUUUAAC